AUGUUUUCAUCUGGAACAGGCAAAUGGAUCAUCUACAAGCUACCUUGCGAUAUUCCAAUCCGAUUGUGGAAUGUGGUCGGUCACCCAAUCUAUUGUUACGGGGCUCUCCAUUGGUUAGUUAGUUAUGAUGAGGGGAUUUAUGGCAUGCUUGCAUUUGAUCCUUACAAAGAUCCAAAAUCUGUUCGCCUAAUUCCACUCCCAGAUGACAGAGAUCUCCUGAGUAAGUAUUUAGACAGUUCUUCUCAAUUAUGUGGGGAGAGCCAAGGGACCCUUCGUUAUUUCGAGGUGGCUCAUGGUCGCAAGCAGUUCUAUUUGUUCAGCAUGUGGUCUAUGAAGGAUUAUGAGAAAGGAGAAUGGUGUUGUGAGUUUAAGGUGAGACGUAGCGAUCUUCAUUCUAACAAUCUGGAAUUGAGUAAUUGGUUGUUGGACGGAUGGUUUCUUCCUUUAUCGUUUCAUCCGUUGAAUCCAAAUGUUGUGUAUUUGUAUUGCAUGGAGCCUGAGCAUAUUGUGUCGUAUAAUAUUCUGAAUAGAAGGCUGGAUUUUGCUUGUAAACCGAUUGACCGCGGUCAAAGUCUUUGUUCUGUGAUCCCAUUUGUGUUACCAAGAUGGCCGGUGCUUGUUCCACCAAUUGCCACUGAUAAAAGCAAAUAG
Messenger RNA from Lactuca virosa, 651 nucleotides. NCBI's taxonomy places the organism in Eukaryota, Viridiplantae, Streptophyta, Magnoliopsida, Asterales, Asteraceae. The record is from the annotation of a GenBank genome assembly.